AUCAAAAUCAAAAUAUAUACCAAAUUAACAUGGCAGCUGAAAUCAUUAGCAAUGUCAAUGAGAGAUGGUCGCUUAAGGGAGCCACAGCUUUGGUCACCGGAGGAACUAGUGGAAUCGGGUACGCCAUUGUUGAAGAAUUGUUCGGGUUCGGAGCAACUGUGUACACUUGUUCGGAAAAUGAAGAACAACUCAAAAAAUGCUUGGGAAAGUGGCAAAGCAUGAAGUUUCCUGUUCACGGAUCAGUUUGUGAUGUAUCCUGUAGAGCUCAACGAGAGAAAAUGAUGGAAGAGGUUUCUUCCUUGUUCAAUGGAAAGCUUGAUAUACUCGUCAAUAACGCAGGGACAUUUAUUUUGAAGCCAUUUGUGGAUGUGAAUGUUGAGGACUACUCAUUGAUCAUGUCUACAAAUUUUGAGUCAGGUUUCCACCUGAGCCAGUUAGCCUAUCCUCUCCUCAAAGCGUCGAAAGCGGGGGCUGUAGUCUUCCUCUCCUCAAUUGCUGGGGUUUUGGGAGUACCAUCUAUGUCAAUGUAUUCUGUUAGCAAAGGAGCAAUAGUUCAGCUGACAAAGAGCCUGGCAAGUGAAUGGGCGAAGGAUAACAUCAGAAUCAACUCCAUUGCACCAGGGAUCAUUGAAACCCCGAUGACGGAAUCACUGGAUGAUCUUAAAUCAUCAGAAGCAUCAAAAACUCCUCUGAAACGCAAUGGUCAGCCCAAAGAGGUGGCGUCUCUGGCGGCGUUCCUCUGCCUGCCUGCCGCUUCUUAUAUCUCUGGGCAGACAAUCUGCGUCGACGGAGCCCGGACCGUGAGCGCGUAAGAGGCUGGAAGAUGAUCACAAUCAUACACAUUAUAUUAUAUGGAAGCUAAUGUGUACCCUGUUUUUAUAAGUUUAUUUGUUUAUGAUACGCACGCAUCCGCUGUCGGCGCAUGAACCGUGUUGGUUGAGUGAGAAAUGUUUGAACAUGUCGAAGCCUGCAGAAAAGCAGCAGAACAGCUACCAUGCAUGUAUGCUUGAAUCAUUAUUUCGUCUA
Molecule: messenger RNA, 1026 nt
Organism: Asparagus officinalis (garden asparagus)
Lineage: Eukaryota; Viridiplantae; Streptophyta; Magnoliopsida; Asparagales; Asparagaceae
Product: tropinone reductase homolog At1g07440-like
Exons: 5
Coding region: 30-812 (260 amino acids)
Molecular function (GO): oxidoreductase activity
Source: RefSeq, a predicted model, not a curated record